AUGCCUCCCGCAAGCGCGAAGAAGGCGACGCCGCCAAAGGGCGUCUCCCCGAUCGCGGGUUUCUUCGCCAAGAAGGCGUCAUCUGUCGCGUGCCACGAUCCGCAGCCAGCCUCGGACGCCGCGACGUUACGUCGUCACGACGACGUCAAGGCGACCGCCACUGCUGCGCCGGGAGGGGUGAAGCUCAACUUCGAGAGCGAGACCCCCCGCGACCAGCGCGAGCCGCUGCGGAUGAUGGACAACUCCGCGGCGCCGACGCCCGCGAGCGUGCCGCAUCGCAGCGACGGCGGGACCGUGACGCACCAUCGCGACGCCGCGGCGGAUCUCGCGGCGAACGACUCGACGACGCGCGUCGUCGUCGACGCCGCCGCGGUGGCGUCGCGCGUCGCGGGCGCGCCGUCGCCGCAGGCGUCCGUCGGCGACGCGCUCGUGACCCCCGCGCACCCGCGACGGCUGAUGCCCGCGGGCGACGACGACGACGACGACGGCGACGGCGACGACGACUCGAACGCGACGACGACGACGCCGGCGACGAUCGGCGACGCGUCCGCCGCGCCGAAGCGUCCUCCGCGUCGGACGACGACGACGACGACGACGUUCGAGUGCCCGACCGACGCGGCGACGCGCGCGCGCCUGGCGAUCGCGCUGGAGGAGGAGCGCGCGUCGCUCGUCGCCGCCGCGGACGCGCGCCCGACCGAUCGCGCGUCGAAGGAGGACGCGGACGACGACAAGGCGUGGCGCGCGAGGGCGAACAAGCGACUCGACGCGAUCGCGAACGUUUCGAAAAAACUCGCCGACGCCGACGCCGCGAGCGACGACGACCUGGUCGCGAUCGCGGCGCUGAAGCUGUCGAUCGGCGAUCUGAACAAGACGGACGCGCUGGAGAAGAUCGACGCGCACGUCGCCGCGCGGAGGGCGAAGCGCGAGGGCAAAGCCGCCGCCGAGGGCGGCGGCGGCGGCGGCGGCGGCGCGAAAACCUCCGAGGAACUCUUCGCCAAAGCCGCCGAGAAGCACGCGAACGCGGAGGAAACGCUCGCUCUCUACACGUCCAACCCGGCGAAAGUCGCGUUCUUCCGCGCGGACGCCGCGCGACCGAAGGCGACGACGGAGAUGGGGCGCAUCUUAAAGGGCGCGAUCAACGCGAAGGCGCGCGCGGAGGCGCAGCUCGAGAAGGAGAAGGCGCAGAGACUCAAAGACGCGGAGAGGGAAGCGAUGCGCGUCGCGAAAGAGGCGGCGGAGCGCGCGAAACGCGAGGAGAAGGAGGCGGAGACGCGAGCCAAGGAGGCGCAGAGAGAAGCCAUGCGCGUCGCGAAGGAGGAGGCGAGGGCGGCGCGAGAGGCGGAGCGUCUCGCGGCGACGGCGGCGAGGGACGCGGAGCGGCGGGAGAAGGUGCGACGACUCGACUCGACUCGACUCGACUCGACUCGACUCGCUCUCUCGACCGCACGUUCUUCCACGUCACCAAAUCCACCCGAAUCAAUCAUUCCACGUCAUCAAAAACUGACCAAUCAUGUGUUUGCUUCCAAACGCUCAUCACGUCGAAUCGCGCAGGAACGCGAACGCGAGGCGGAAAAAGCCGCGCGGGACGCGGAGAAGACCGCGAAGGAGGCGGAGAAGGCGGCGGAGAAGGCGGCCAGAGACGCGGCGAGAGAAGCGGAGAAGACCGCGAGGGACGCGGCGAGAGAAGCGGAGAGGGCUGAGAAAGAGCGCGCGAUCGCCGCGGCCGAGGAGGAGCGCAAGGCGAGAGAGGCGGCGGCGACGGCGAAAAAGGCGAAGCAAGCCAACGCGUUCAAGGGCUUCUUCGCCGCCGCGCCGAAGAAGCCGAUCGUUGCGCCGCCCGCGGUGACGACCGCGCCGGUCGUGCCCGGGGGCGGCGGGUCGCUCUCCGAUGACGCGAUGGACGCGGUGACGCGCGCGGUGACGGCGCAGGGGUUCGACGCCGCCGCCGCGUGGGAGGCGACGCGGACGCGGUGGAAACAGAAGAAACGAGGUUCGACGCCGUCUGACGACUCCACAUUGUGUCCGACACUCUUCUCAUCGAUCUCCUCGCGGUGGGGCGAGCGCAAGCGCAAGCGCGAGCGGAAGCCGCUCACCGCGGAGGACAAGGCGUUCGCGGACGCGCUCGACGCGUCGCGCGAGGACGCGCGCCUGCCGUCGCCGCGGCCGAAACGACGACGCCUCUUCGCCGUGCAGUGCUCCUCGCACGUCGUCGUCGACGGCGACGUCGUCGUGAACGAGGGGACGUACCGCUACGGGUUCCAGCUCGGCGGCGCGGACGUGCACGAGGGGAAUCCGUUCGAGACGUUCCGGCCCGUUCAAGGCGGCCGACCCGCGUUUUGGGGCAGCGGGCCGUUCCCGGAACGCCCCGGGCUCGUCAGCGCGACCGUCACCGGACGCGCGCCGUUCAAGCGCGAUCCGCGCGUCGAGUACGAGAACUCCGACGGCGAGUGGAACGACUCCGGGGACGAGUGGGGCGAGGAAGAGGAGGAGGGCGAAUCCCUGAGCGACGGAGGAAAGGGAGACGACGACGACGGCGACGACGACGACGACGGCGACGAAGAGGAGACGGGGUUCGUCGUCCCGGACGGGUACCUGUCCGGGGACGAGGUCGUCGACGGCGGCGACGCUGCGUUGCUCGACGGCGGCGGCGGCGACGAGAUGGAUCACGAUCGUCAUCAUCCCGCGCGCGACGGCGACGGCGACGACGACGCCGCCGCGAGGGCGAGGAGAGAACGCGCCGUCGCGCAGCUCGCGCAGUGGAUGAAACGCGCGAGGCACCAGAACCGCCCGCUCGUGCUCACCGCGUUCAACGUCAACGCCGCCGCGCCGAGCACGCCGGAGCGGGGCCCGGGCGACGGCGUCGGUGAGCCGUCGACCGCGACCGUCGACGCGUGCGCGACCGACGCGAACGCGUGCGCGGACGCGAACGCGCGGCUGCUUCGCGCGCUGGGCGCGACGUCGUACAGAGCGUUCGACGGCGCGGCGCCCGUCGCCGUCGACGCCGCGAUACCGCUGCCGCACGUCCCCGGCGCCGGCGGCGACGACGACGACGCCGGCGCGGGCAUGGGCGGCGUGGAUGUGACCGCCGGCGUGGACGACGGUGGCGGCGACGCGGCGGGAGCGGGAGCGGCGGCGGCGAAGAAGGGCCCCUCGACGUUCCCGGAGGCGUCGACCGCGACGCUCGUGAAGUUUCUCAUGGCGCGCCCGAAGCUCCAGAUCAACAAGGCGACGCGCGCGUUCGUGGAGGAGCGGUCGCGCGACGGCGGUCCCGAGCUCACGAUGCGCGCGGUCAAGGCGAAGAUUGGCGAGAUCGCGACGUACCGACGCGCGCGGUGGGAGUUCACGGCGGAGACGCUCGCGGCGUGCGCGAUCGUCGACGACCGCCCGCCGCCGCCGGCGCCGAAACCGAAGGCGGCGGCGGCGAGCGCGAAACCGAAACCGGCCGCGGCGGUGGACGCGGCGGACGCGGCGGCGGUCGACGUCGGCGCUGCCACGACGAAAGAGAUUUCUUCUCCGGUCAAGAGCGCGAAGAGCACGCCGAGGUCGACGCCGGUGAAGAUGAAGCCGCUCGGCGCGUUUUUCAAGACGUCUCCGGCCGCCGCCGCGACGGCGGCGGCGGCGGUCGCGGACGCGGCUCCGGCGGACGCGGCGGCGGCGGCGGACGCGUCUCCGGCGGCGGUGGACGCGUCUCCGGCGGUCGCGGCGACGGAGGGGGGCGACGGAGGGGUCGUCGCGGACGACCCCAUGGCGGUGGAGUGA
This is a messenger RNA of Micromonas pusilla CCMP1545, 3759 nucleotides long. RefSeq names its product Nucleosome/chromatin assembly complex protein. Lineage: Eukaryota; Viridiplantae; Chlorophyta; Mamiellophyceae; Mamiellales; Mamiellaceae. The transcript has a single exon. Bases 1 to 3759 code for a protein of 1252 amino acids. The record is from RefSeq and is a predicted model, not a curated record. Gene Ontology annotation, cellular component: nucleus; CAF-1 complex. Gene Ontology annotation, biological process: nucleosome assembly.